CCAAUCGCCAUCAGCAUAUAAGAACGGCAUGUAUGAGGAAGUUUAAAACUCAUUACUCAUACGGCAUUACUUCCAACAUCAAACAAAUCCCGACCUCCAACUCUCCCGCAAAACCCGUCAGCAAUGGAGCAUAAGUACAGAAGAAAUGACACUGCUGAGAAAUUUGAAAAUCUCUGCCUACCAAGAGCGCAUGAGAAAUUCAAGCAGAAAGGCCGGGUAUCGUCAAACAAAUUUCGUGAAGCCAUUCGGUUUCACCAAGAAUCGGUAGAUUCUUUGUGCGAAUUUGGUGCGGUUGCUAGGAGGAGGAUUUUUUCGAAGCUGAUGGAAUAUGAAGUCAUUAAGUGUGCCCGCCUUGGUUACAGGAUGUCGCGUUUCUCCAAGUUGAUAGAAUAUGAAGUUGUUAGGUUCGUUCGGUCUGGUAUGUGUAUAUUCCCAGCGGCCGCCCGGGUAACGCGAAAUAGUAUCGACGUUGCUGUGGGUUCCACAAGGCGGUUGUCUCGAUACGAAAGUAGUAUCGAUGAGGCAAUGGAGCUUCCGGGGCGGCUGCUUCGAUACGAAAGUAGUAUCGACGGGCACAUGGAUUUCAGUUGUCCAUUGGACAAGUAUCUGAAUACGAAAGUAGUAUCGGCGAGGCUAUGGUUUUCCAUAGGAAGGUUGUCUCGAUGUGAAGACCGCAUGGACAUGGAUGGGUGUCUCCAUGGGAUGCCUGUCUCACUAUGAAGGUGCUAUCGAUUUAGCUACGAUGAAUUGGCGAUGUUCCAUUCGGUGCGCCAUUAUUGCUGAAGUGUCUCGUGACCGCCAUGAUUC
Hyaloscypha bicolor E is the source of this 807-nucleotide messenger RNA. RefSeq lists its product as uncharacterized. The transcript is spliced from 2 exons. Bases 124 to 720 code for a protein of 198 amino acids. The record is from RefSeq and is a predicted model, not a curated record. Lineage: Eukaryota; Fungi; Ascomycota; Leotiomycetes; Helotiales; Hyaloscyphaceae.